GGCGCGGGCCCGUGAGGAGGCGGCAGGCGCGGGGGCUCCGCUCGCGUCGGGCCCGGCUCCGGAUAAAUGGGGGGCGGCGGCGGCAGCGGCUUCGGAGCCUUGGCGGAGUCGGAGCGCAGCGCGGCUCGGGGCAGCACCGGCAGCACCCGCAGCAGGGCAGGAUGCGGGGCGGGCGGCCCGCGGCGCUGGCGCUGCUGGCGCUGGCGCUGCUGGCGGCUCAGGGCGGAGCGGCGCCCCUGCAGCCUGGCGGGACCCCCGCGCUCACCAAGAUCUACCCCCGCGGCAGCCACUGGGCUGUGGGACAUUUAAUGGGGAAAAAAAGCACUGGAGAUUUUCCUUAUGGCUUUGAAGAAGAAAACAAGACACCAUUUUCAGCAUUACCUAAUAAUAUCAAGCAGCUGGAAGAGUAUCUGCAGUGGGAAGAAAUCUCAAAAUAUUUGUUAAGGCUGCUGGAAAGGAAUGAAAAUAAAAGUGGUCAUUUUUUAAAAGGAGGUCUUCCCUGGUACACCAGGAACACCUGGGAGACAGAUGACAAUAGCAGUUGGAAACAUAUGAUGGACUAUCUGCUUCAAGUUGUGACUAUGAAAGAGAACACUCCAAGCUGAAAGAAGAUCACUAAAUCAUGAAGAAAUUGAAUACUUUCUGUAAGAGACUAUAUUUCACACACUUGAUUGUAUCAGAUAAUCAACAAGGUCACUUUUCUGUACACAAGAAUUCUUUUGUGUAAAGUACUUAAAUACACAUACUCUUGUAUGGUUCAGCAAGGACUAAAUCCUCUACUUCAUUUUCAAGGUUGCAUUUUCUCAUUUGAAUGGCUUUGAUAUAUAUCUAUAUAUCUAUAUGUAUCUAUAUAUAUAGAUAUAUCUCUAGAAUUGUCAUGGAAGGGUCUUCCAAAUAAUUAUAUGAUGUACCUAUCAAGUAAUUUCAUUUCUUCGUUCGAAACUACAUGACAUUGCAACAUUCGCAAUAAAU
Poecile atricapillus (Black-capped chickadee) is the source of this 972-nucleotide messenger RNA. Its product is annotated as gastrin-releasing peptide-like. Gene Ontology annotation, biological process: neuropeptide signaling pathway. Gene Ontology annotation, molecular function: neuropeptide hormone activity. The transcript is spliced from 3 exons. The record is from RefSeq and is a predicted model, not a curated record. NCBI's taxonomy places the organism in Eukaryota, Metazoa, Chordata, Aves, Passeriformes, Paridae. Bases 162 to 605 code for a protein of 147 amino acids.